Molecule: messenger RNA, 5659 nt
Organism: Lutzomyia longipalpis
Lineage: Eukaryota; Metazoa; Arthropoda; Insecta; Diptera; Psychodidae
Gene: Lpin
Product: phosphatidate phosphatase LPIN2
Exons: 8
Coding region: 2219-5122 (967 amino acids)
Biological process (GO): cellular response to insulin stimulus; positive regulation of transcription by RNA polymerase II; fatty acid catabolic process
Cellular component (GO): nucleus
Molecular function (GO): transcription coactivator activity; phosphatidate phosphatase activity
Source: RefSeq, a predicted model, not a curated record
AGCACCGGAAGUUCUUUUUCCGUCAGAAUUUUUAUAGAAAAUUGCUCAUGCCGUACUGCUUCAAAUAAAUCUACAUAAAUUGUUCAUAAUCACAAAUGAUCAUGCUGCGGGACGUGCGCUAAAAAAAAUCCUCCCAACAUAAAUUCUCAGACCGUUUGUGGUCUAUAGAGAAAACUUCCUCUGAAUUUUGCCUAAAAAUAGAUGCAGUGAUGAAUAUUAAUGCGAUGAAAGAGCCGAAAAAGAAAUUCAUGCAUUUUCAGGGGUUUUGUUGUACAUAUUUGUAGGUAUAUAUGAAAGUGUUUGAGGCGAGUGAUCUUGACGUCACAAUCAUGCGAUCCAUUCAGACUGUUGAGUUGAGCGUCUUACGAUUUUUCGUUUCUCCAUCAAAGUAUUACACACCGCGCGUUCCGUGUCCAGUGGCAGUUGAUAAUACCCCCACCUUCAUUUUAAACAAGAAGUCACCUCAUGUUGAGUUGUUGGGAGAACGCGUGGUGUUGUGGUGUACCAAUACUCAAGUAGUUCAUUCGAGGUUGAACAACAUCUAAACGGCUUUUUAUAAGGCGCACACACCAAUACCGAUGAAUGUACUUUGUGCCAACAUUAUAUUGACAAAUUCGCAAUGUUCCAAACAGUCAGGGGUCGCUGAAAUUGAGAUUUGUGAGAAAAUUUUGAAGAAAAAGGCUUUAUUUUUGAGAAUAAUUGAUUGCUUACAAAUUUCAUUAGUUGCUGAUAAAGUUUUAUAGCUUGCUGACAAGAUUAUAUUGUUUGCUGACAAAGUUUUAUAGGUUGCUGACAAGAUUGUUUAGUUUCCUGACAGAAUAUUAUAAUUUAUUGAUAAAAUUGAAGAGCUUUCUAGCACAAUGGAAUAAUUUGCAAGUGAAAUUGAAAUCUGCUGACAAAGUUGUUUUGCUUGCUGACAAAAUAUUAUUAUUUGCUGACUAAAGUGUUUCUUGACAAUUUUUUGUUAAAGUGAUGCCACAAUCAAUUUAUUUUCUGAAAAUUUUUAACUAUUUGCUAACAUGAAUCGAUGUCUGACAUGAUUUGCUGACAGUGGAAAAAAGUUUGCAUAAAAGAAAUUAUUAAUUGCUUACAGAAUUAUUCUCAGCUUAUAAAGUAUGUUUUAUUUUAAAAUAUUCUCAUUAUGAAAAUAUUUUUCUGAUUAAAUUAAAUUUUUUUCUAAAGAAUUUUUAAAGGAAUCUUUCCAAUAAAAUCCUUAAAAAAAACAACAUAAGUCCCUUUUUCUCCUCGUUUGACGCAUCCCUUUGACAUUUGUUUUUCUGACAACUAAUCUAAAUUUUGACAACGUCAAAUGAUUUUUUUUAAAUAAAAAACCCGUUAAACUGCCAGAUUGCAAGAUUCUUCAUUUUUUUUUAUUUUCUCGCUUGUUUUUGAUGACAUGUACUGUACGAAACAUAUGAUCAAACACGCGAUAUACCCCCUAAAGUGUAUUGGUUGAGAAAUAUGUAUGGUUCGACGCAAUGCUCUCCCACAACGUGAUUGUGUAUUUAGCAGGCACUGAGCUUCGGCGAGAAUGGGCUUCAGACAUUCAUUUUAGUUCCACUUUGAAAGUCGUAACGAUUGCAAGCGUUUCAUCGUCAAAGUUUUCUUUUAAAUAAUUUUCUCAGUGAUUUUUUUGUUUAAUUUUAAAUUCACAUUAAAACAUUUUUGUUCUUCCUGCUGUGUCUUCACAAUAAAGAGAAUAAAGGGAAAAAUCCCUUCUUCCAGUUUUUCUUGUGUGUGUGAAACGUCUCUAAAGGGAGUUUGAGUAAAGUGAAUUUGAAUUAUUUAAGAAGAAAAGAAGAAGAAAAAAAGAAAGUUCUUCCUGAAUGGACAUUUUAAGAACCGGGAAGACGUUUUUUUUUUACUUAAGUGCUAAAUUAGUCACUAACUAGACUCUUGGUGUAAAGAAAAAAAACAGAACUACUUACAAGUAAAUGAAUAAAUAGUGAGAGUUGUGGACUUUGUUAUAAUGACUGUUUGAUGAAUUUAUUAUAAGAAAAUAUGAUAUCACCUCCAGUUAGCAAAAGUGUUGAAAAAAUUGUGAAAUAAUUUUGUUAAUUUAAUUUUAAGAACCUAAUUUGCAGAAUUAAUUAAAGUUUUUGUGAUUUAAAAUUCAUUAAUUUAAAAAGAAAAACAACAACAAAAAAAGUUUCUCAACAGUUUAAUUUAAAUUCUUUUGAAAGAAAAGAAGUAUUAAGGCGCGAAGGGAUCACACAAAAUGAAUAGCCUUGUAAAAGUGUUUAGUAAUUUUAAGGAAUUCUACAGUGAAAUUAAUGGUGCCACACUCACGGGAGCCAUUGAUGUUGUGGUUGUUGAGCAACCCGAUGGCACCUUCUUGUCAUCCCCCUUUCACGUGCGCUUCGGCAAGCUCGGAGUCCUCCGGAGUAGGGAGAAAAUUGUGGAUAUUGAGGUGAAUGGAGAACCAAUUGACAUUCACAUGAAAUUGGGUGAGUCCGGUGAGGCAUUUUUCGUUGAGGAAUGCCCCGAGGAUGAUUUGGAGGAGCUCCCAUCGAAUUUGGCCACAUCUCCCAUUCCGUCCAGUGAAUUUAGUAGUAGCAAAUUAGCACAGACAUCGGACUUUGUGUCCAGCAAGGAGGAUGAAUUGCAAAUCCCAAAGCCACGAAGGAAUUCCAUUGAUUUGCUCAUUGAUGAGAAGGACGGGGAUGGGGUGGUGGGGAAGAAGUUUGAGAAUCAGGUGUCGGAUUAUGCGCAUCGUCGGUAUACGGAUAAUACGAUGGAAAGGCGGGAUUUGGAGGCGUCCAAGAAGGAGUUUACAACGCAAAAGAUAAGGCAGCAAUGGGCUGAGCAGCAGCAAGAUGAGGAUUCCCUCCUGGCGGGGAUACAGGAGAGUGAUUGGCGCAAUAGUACAGCUGUUGAGGAUACCAAAGAUGUGGAGAAGGUGGUGGAGAAGGUGCUUGAGCGCGUUGAGGAGGUGGAACAGGUGCCGAAGGAGGAGAGUAAAUCGAAGAAGAAGCGACGGAAGAAGUCGAUUAUGAAGAAGAAGAAUGCCCAGAGGAAGAAUUCAAGUAGCUCCGGGGGAUCAAUUCAGGGGGAACCGGCUGAAGUGGGGGCAAUUGAGGAGCCACAAACAUCAUCCACCGAAGGGAGCCCCAUUGUGUCGGCUGAGGUCAAAGUGGAGGAGAAACCAGCAACGGGGCAGAGCUCCAUGACAUCUAGUCGAAUUCUGGAUUUAGACAUUCACUUCUUCAGCGAUACGGACGUCGCAACGGGCCAUAGCCCCCGGACAUCGCGCCCCUCGACGCCAAUACAGAGUGAUACGGAAUUUGAGGUGUCGCAACGGGAGAAGGGGGCAGCGGAUUGCAUGACAAGCUCAGCUUCGUGGAAAUGGGGGGAACUCCCAACGCAGGACGAUGUGGUGGAUGACAAGGAAGCCACGAAGCAGGCGCAGAGGAAUUCAAUGCUCAGUGGGAUGUUUAGUUUCAUGAAGCAGAACAAGAAGUUCCGCAAUAGUGCCCCUGAAGGGCUCUACUUGGCUGACAUUGACCCCGAGAGUAUGGAUCCGGAAGUUGCGGCGCUUUACUUUCCGGAACACACGAGGAAAUCCUUCGGCAUGGACGAGGGGGCCCACAGCAAAGGGCACCGAGAAGAUGAGGAAGAUCGUGAAAGUGGCAAUGGGACGUCCCUGCCGCAGAGCCCAAGCUCCAUUGAUGGUGCCAAGAGUUUGGAUUCAGACUACGAAGAUGGGAAAAUUUCCGACAAAUAUUUAGACUUGAUGGCCAUGUCCCUCUGUGGAGGAUUGGAUGGCAAUAAUGUUCCGAGUGAUGAGGAAUUUGAUCGACAUCUCAUCACCUACUCAGAGGUGUGUCGCAAUCCGUCACUUUUCUCCUCACCCAAUUUAGUGGUUCGCCUCAACGGUAAACAUUACAGUUGGGCAGCUGCUUGUCCCAUUGUCAUGACAUUGAUUGCAUUCCAGAAACCACUACCAAAUGCCACAAUUGACAAACUCGUUGCGGAGGUGAAGGAGGAAGCAUCAGCUGCUGAAGCCCACGAUGGGACAGUGGCGAAUGUGACGCAGAUUGAGCCAAAGAGAAGCUACUCGUGGUGGUAUUGGCGUCGUUCUGGGGCUGCUGUGGACAAAGGUCAGGAGGUGAAGGGAUUGCCACCAUCGGUUGAGCUUGGGGAGGGGAAGGAGGAUUUCAAGGAGGACGAUCGCAAGGAGGAUUCAAUGUCCUUUGCCUCGAGUACGGCUAUUGAUAUUCAGCAGGGUGGUGGAGGGGAUCUGAGCCCCGGAGGGAAGGGUAUGGAGAAGUUCCGGAAGACGCUGCGAUUGAGUUCGGAUCAGAUAAAGAGUUUGAAUUUGAAGAAUGGCAUCAAUGAGAUUGAAUUUAGUGUGACGACGGCGUACCAGGGGACGUCUCGGUGCAAAUGCUACCUCUUCCGGUGGCGCUACAAUGACAAAGUCGUCAUUUCGGACAUUGAUGGGACAAUUACGCGCUCAGAUGUGCUGGGACACAUUUUACCGAUGGUGGGGAAGGAUUGGGCACAAAUUGGCGUGGCGGAUUUGUUCUCGAAGAUCGAGGAGAAUGGCUACAAGUUGCUCUACCUCUCGGCACGGGCAAUUGGGCAGAGUCGUGCCACGCGCGACUAUUUGCGCUCCAUCCGGCAGGGAGACGUUCAACUCCCGGAUGGGCCACUCCUGCUCAAUCCAACAUCCCUCAUUUCAGCCUUCCAUCGGGAGGUGAUUGAGAAGAAGCCGGAACAAUUCAAAAUUGCCUGUUUGAGUGAUAUUCAGGCACUUUUCCCGCAGAAUCCCUUCUACGCGGGAUACGGGAAUAAAAUUAAUGAUGUGUGGGCUUAUCGUGCCGUUGGUAUUCCAAUCAUGAGGAUCUUCACGAUCAACACAAAAGGGGAGCUGCGUCAUGAAUUAACGCAAACAUUCCAAUCAACCUACUGCCGACUGGCUGAUAUUGUGGAUCAGCUCUUCCCGCCGAUCCUUGCGGAUGAUUUCCAGUCGAAUGAGUAUUCGACGUUCCGCUACUGGCGCGAUCCGCUGCCGGAUAUUAAUUUCCUGGACAUUGAGGGUGCUGCAAUGGCGCCCCUUGCCGCCCCCACUGCUACCCCCACGGCGGACUUGGUGCCACCACAGGGUGCUGCUGAAUAAAUUUAACAAGAAAAAAUUUACGUGGCUCUCUGCAAAAUCCUCCCGGAUGGAUUUUUUAUUUUCAAUUAAUUUAUUACCAUAUUUUUCAUUUUUUUUUAAUUAUUAUUUUUAGUUAGUUUUUAAGGCUUUUAGUCUCUCAUUUGUGAUAUACUCUGAGGUUUUUUUUUUAUAAAUUAAGUUUGUAAUGAUGAAAGUAGAUCAUCCAAUGGAGGAUUAAUCCGCUUCUUGUAGCCCAAAAUUACAAAUUAUUAUUAAUUAGUUUUUUUUUUUUAAAUUAAAACCGUGAUCUCUGUGAAUUUUUUUUUGAAGUAGAAGAAGCUUUUAAAGGGCUUUUGCGCGCGAAUUUCUUUUGGAAGGAAUAAAGUGAAUAAAAAAAGAAUUAAAAAUUAGAGGAAGUUUUAAAAAUUUAAUCAGAACUUAAAUGUGCUACAAAACAAAACAUUAUGCGAUAUAAAAUUAUAGAGAAAGAUGAAUUUACUCACAGGUAAUUGCGCUUUAUGUGCGGCAAAAUAAAAUGCAAAAAAGAGCAAAAAAAAA